Bemisia tabaci is the source of this 2372-nucleotide messenger RNA. It is a transcript of the gene Pex13, whose product is annotated as peroxisomal biogenesis factor 13. Lineage: Eukaryota; Metazoa; Arthropoda; Insecta; Hemiptera; Aleyrodidae. Gene Ontology annotation, cellular component: peroxisome; peroxisomal importomer complex; peroxisomal membrane. Gene Ontology annotation, molecular function: protein binding. Gene Ontology annotation, biological process: protein import into peroxisome matrix, docking. The record is from RefSeq and is a predicted model, not a curated record.
AUCUUCGUUAUCACCGCAUGAGCUGACGAGCUCACAGGUUUUGUCGUUGUUUUGUGAAUAAUAAUCUUCAUUUCGGUUUUAAUUUCAUGAGGAAUGUAGCAAUUAUUUGAUCAUACAGGCUAAUCCUUUAGUUUUCCUUGCGUUGAUGCUCUGCUUUUUGCCAUAUGUAUGUAAUUGUUUGUGAUAAAAGUUCCUCACGCGUUGUUUAAUUAACAUGUUUUAUGUUAGUUUGGUAUCAACUGAUUUUCAUUUACCUUUUUUUUAUUUCUUAAUUUCUACGUCUAAGCUCUGAAUUGGAGAAAGGUCUUGAUCAGUUUCUGUCUCACACAUAACCUCAACAGUUGAACUUGAAUUUAUCAAGUGGAUGGCAGGGCCUUAUAAACCUUUGCCAAUGGAUGCAAGGAAUUUUCGAAAUCCGCAUGCAAUGCUCAACUACACGUCAUCACUACCUAAUGGAGGUGUGAAUGGUUUGCCCGGAAUGUCGACUGUCAGAACACAGAAGAACCCACCUCCGUUGCCACCAAGGCAUAAUCGCAGGAUUAUCCCCACAUCCCAGAACAGAAGUUCAGUAUACCCGGUUAUGGGUAACUACUCCUAUCCUGGUUACAAUCAGUUCAGUCAUCUUGGAAUGGGAUUUGCGCAUAACUAUGGUUCCUACGGAGGUUACAACAGACUGGGAAGCUAUGGGUAUGGCAAUUCAUACAAUGGGUAUCCAAUGAACAAUGUCGACAGUAGAUUUAUUCAACUUGCAGAAGAGAGAGCGAGGCCUGCUUUCCAGUCCAUAGAAUCAGUUUUACAAACCUUCAGUGCAAUUAGUUUAAUGUUAGAUUCAACGUUCAUGGCAAUGCAUACAUCAUUCCACGCUGUGUUGGGUGUUGCAGAAAACUUUGCCAAACUGCGAUCAUUCCUCAGACAAUUUCUGUCAACCAUAGCCACCUUCAAACUCAUCCGGUGGUUCUACAGACAUAUUUUAUACUUUUUAGGACUUGUAUCGCAAAACGCGACAAAAGAAGAGUUAUGGCAGGAAGCCUUACACCGCACGGCUUCUGAUCCACUUCCCUCAACCCCUCAAAAUAGACUGUCUAUCCCAGUAAUCAUGUUCAUGGGCCUAAUGUUGACCGGGCCCUACAUUAUUUUCAAGUUGCUAAACUCUUUGUACUCAUCAGAGCAAGAAGAGACGGAAGCUUGGAACCCCUCAGUAGACCCCUAUCAACUAGUGAGAGCUGUCUACGAUUUUCAGGGUCAAGCAGAAGGCGAGCUUAGCUUUCAACAAGGGCAGACAUUAAAAAUGGCACCGCUCAAAGAGGCAGAUCAAACCUCUGGUUGGGCUCUAGUUGCUGAUCAAUACAAUAGAAUAGGUUAUGCACCAAUUAAUCGGUUAUCUCUGGGCCCUUUGGUUCAGAACAACCACCAAAAUAAUCAAUCGCAGCAGUCUCAACCUCUUACCGUUCCCAAGGACGUAAAUCAAAUGAAUAGCCCCGAGACACCUACACCAAAUCAAGAAGUGUAAUUUUUACCAAGUUCGUCCUUGACCUUACUUGGUUUUGUUGAUUUUUAUUGUUAACUUUGUUUGAUAUAAAUAGUUUUUCAACUGAAUCUUGCCUAAGUAUCUUAAGAUUGGAAUGAAUUUUCAUGUAAGUUGCAAGGUACACUCUACAACAGGUAUGGACAAAUGGAAUUUUAGAAAGUCGUCAAAACGCGUAGAUUUGACAGCAUCGAGAGUACGACUGCGAAGACAUACGCGGCAAAUGGACGGUACGACUUCAUACGUCACUCGAUCGCCGAUUUUCUCAGCGCUGCCACUUCGGCACCCCGUUUGUCCAUACCUGUAGUAGAGUGUACCUUGGUAAGUUGGCUUUACGAUGGUACCAGUGGGUGUUAAGACAAAGCUGCUUCAUCAAUACCCAUGGGAAUAAAAAAAUAAAAACAUAUGAUCAGAAUUAUUGGUGAACAGGAAUUCUUCUCUACAGAAUGCCUUUCGGUGAUGGUAAUCAGUUUUUACGGAACGGUGAAACUGCAAGAACACAAUCCCUCUCUUAUUGUGAUGUCUUGAGGUUUCCACUUUCUUUAUAUUCAUGUAAAGGAGAAUAUCUCACCAGACUUUUGGGGAUGAUAUUUUCAAUAAAUAUUCUUUUGAAAAAUCUUUUGAAUUUCAGUGUAAGCAAAAUAAAUUAAUUUACUACUUUAUGUUUUAUGAUAAUAAUUUUAUUAGACACCACCAACAUUAUCCUACAUAAAUAUUCCAUGCAUGCUCAACUAAAAAAAAAAAAAGAAAAAAAAAGUAACAAAGGUUAAUUUGUGAGUCAAAUGCUUAUUUUAAAUCGAAUUGUAGAUGUUCCUAUGGCUAUUUUUAGUUAAAAUAUGUGUCAAAA